Messenger RNA from Aspergillus niger, 2652 nucleotides. RefSeq lists its product as uncharacterized. The transcript has 3 exons. The coding region runs from base 1 to 2652 and encodes 883 amino acids. The record is from RefSeq and is a predicted model, not a curated record. NCBI's taxonomy places the organism in Eukaryota, Fungi, Ascomycota, Eurotiomycetes, Eurotiales, Aspergillaceae.
AUGGAUAGCUAUCAUACAUUAUCCGCCAGCAGUAACAUGGCUGGUCCCAGCAGCUUGUUUCUAGGAUCAAGAGUCAGCUCCGACGUGGAGAACUUAACAGAUGAUGAUGACGAGUUCAUGUCCAGCGCCAGCACCACUUCCCAUGGGUCCGAAGAACGGACGGAGAAUCGAUCUGAACCUGAGAUGAAGACGGAGGAUACUUCAGUCGAUAUUCCGAUGACUCCACCCCGCAACAGCAUCCAAAAAGAUGUAGACUCGGGACCAUGUCAAAGCAGUCAUUUGAAAAGCGAUGCGACACCUCUUUCGACAGUGAAGCAGCCUCUUCGGUUGCUCGAUAUGCCCAUCGAUGUACUACAGGUAACGCAUACGAAUGAUCUCACCUCCCUUGCUCUGACUUGCUCUGCCCUCCAUUCCUUGGCGAUCCCCCAGAUGUAUUCUCGCUUUGAUAUCGUAUGGCCCGAAACACUGUCAUCCUCCGACCACCCAGCUGGCGUGGACGCUCUGUCUUAUGGUCUUGCAACACUGGUGAUGGGACAAGAUAUAUUCCGCGAGCUACCCCCAAGACGAGCGCAACCUUGUCCCCAUUGCGGUUGCGAGAGCCCUGCGCCGGAUCGAGACAACCCCACAGACACACUCUUGAAGAUCCGUCGAGGCAACUACUAUGCACAAUAUACUCGCAAGUUCUCAGUCGGCAACGGUCCACUAGUCUGGGUUCAAGAGUACUCUGUGACGAAAGAGACCGGCAAAAUGUUGGGGACACUAGUUGCUCUGGCUGUGGCUCGGAUGGUCAACCUGGAGACGUUCGUUUGGGACAUGCCAACCGGAGUUUUGAGGGAUGUGUGGAUAGCGCUUUCAUCGCUAGCAAAUCGGCCCGGCCAUGAAUGUCGUCUGCAGCGCGUCUGGGUCCGUUGGCACGACAAUUCUGAAAAUACCAUGCGUCCGUUGGCCGGGCCCUCCACUGCAUCUUCCGUGACGCUUCCAGACACACAAGCUGCAUUGGCAGGGUCGGCUAGUAAUUCCUCGCUACUACAGAGAUAUGGGCAUGUAGAAUACCCUUCUCUGUCGAUACUCCCGCCACUAAAGAGCUUGAGUGUCCUUGAUAUAGAUGAACCAUCGUAUCUCGAAGAAAUGGCUGUACUUGUUGAGCGAUCCAGAGACCGUCUGAAAGAACUACGUAUUGGCGUUUCUAGCAAGGUAUACCAAGCGUCUUGGUUGAAGCCAGCAGGAAGCUGGCAGGCUGAGCAGCCAACUCCAUCCCGCGGCCAUUCUGGAUGGCCGAAGUCUGGCGGCGUACUCGGGGUUGUUCUUGGGAGAUCUGAGGAGCCCACACGCCCGAAUCGGACUCAAGCAGAUUCGUCCCCAAAGCAGGAGGCAGCUGAAGGUCAUGCGGAGAACAGUCAUUCGGGAUUCCAAGCUCAUUCUUCCAUGAACAGCGCUCCGGGAUCUCCGUUGCCCGCGGACGACAUCACUUCCAUUGCCCUGAGUAUGCAAGGCACGCACAUAGCGCAGCAACAGGCAGCUAUCGCGUCGGAGACCAGCUUGUCUCGGGAGAUCCCGCACUCGUGCUCAGAGAAACCUCUGGCUGUGCCGGGCUCUGGCCAUCAAAUGUUGAAGCUCGAGACCCUAGAACUCGAGCGCGUUCCACUGUCCAUUCCGGUUGCGUUGCACGCGCUUGACUGGAGACAACUGACAACUUUGACGAUUUUCCGUUGCGAAGGUCACGAAAAGCUCUGGAGAGCACUGCGCCGGCAAUUCUCCCCGUCUGUAUCAUCGCGCUCGAAGCAUAGUAGACGCGAAGGCGAUCAAAGUGCCUCCGAGUACCGGUUGAAUCUUAGACAUAUCCACACGGAUGCUGUGUCGCCUUAUCUGCUGCUGUUCAUCAAGGAUACACUUGCACCCAACACGCUGCAAACUCUAUUCCUACACGAGGCACCAAUGUAUGAUUCGAUCGUCCAUAUCGAUGCUAUCUACAAGAAUGCUAUCAAAACUCAUCAUCUCAGUCUGCAAAAGAUAUUGGUCGAUAGUACCCAGCGGGCGCCAGGGGGAAGCGAGAUGCCUAGCGUGCGGUGGUACAAGUGGAUGUUCACUCGCCAGAUGCUCACGUUUCUCAGUAGCGGACGUAUGCCACGGCUGCGGGAGCUCUCUAUAGCUCUUCACUCCAAGGACUGGCACUAUUUCCUCCAAAGGCUACCGUACAUGCCUCAGCUUCGCGCACUUCAUAUACCACAUAUUGCUCGGCAAGUUCACCGAGACCCGAAAGAACUGGCGAUGAUGAUCCUGGAUAUUGUGACCAUCCGUCCAGAAGUGGGGAUAAACUAUGUAGGCAUACAGAAUAAAUGCUACGAGAUCCUGGAGGCCAAAGAUGGCGACGCGGGGGAAUUUUAUGACACGGACGACAGCCAUAGCGAGGGCUUCGUGCCUGGGGGCGAGGAGUGGGCAGGAUCAGAAACAAACGAGGAUGAAUCUGACGACGAUGGCGGGGUCAGCGCGAUGGACUCGCACUCGGAUCUGUCGUCAGACGAUAGGACAUCAUCAGACGGGGAGGAGUCUGAAAUGGAUUACAACAAGACUCGAGUAUCAUUUCGGCUGCGAGAGAUCUUGUUUUACGAUGACAAGAUCGCCAUCUUCAAGGCGCGGCAUGGCGUUUUGUAA